AUGACGUUGCGAUCCGGUUCGGUGUCUCAAAAAGAAGAAAAACACAAACUUGUUGCAGCAGUGCAUGCACGUCAGUGCUGUAUUGAAUACAUCAAGCGAUGUUGUUGUGGUUACCUACAGGAGCGCAUGAAGCGAAUCAAGAGUCUUCGUUGGAAGCUUGGUGGUCAUUUGCCGGAAUAUAUUAAGAAUAAUAUGAGCGAGGCGGAAUUGAAAUGGUAUGAGGACUAUAACAACUUGGUUGUGGAAUAUCAGAAUUCGUUUGGACGAAACGGAUUAAAUUUACUGCUGAAAAUGAAGCCACCGAAACAUCUGUUCGUCAGAGUAGGUUUUUUUUAG
Messenger RNA from Gongylonema pulchrum, 336 nucleotides. Lineage: Eukaryota; Metazoa; Nematoda; Chromadorea; Rhabditida; Gongylonematidae. The record is from the annotation of a GenBank genome assembly.